Sinocyclocheilus grahami is the source of this 3986-nucleotide messenger RNA. Its product is annotated as striatin-like. The record is from RefSeq and is a predicted model, not a curated record. Gene Ontology annotation, molecular function: protein phosphatase 2A binding; protein-containing complex binding; calmodulin binding. Gene Ontology annotation, cellular component: dendrite. NCBI's taxonomy places the organism in Eukaryota, Metazoa, Chordata, Actinopteri, Cypriniformes, Cyprinidae.
ACGUCGUGAAGUGACAGCAGCAGCAGCAGCUCGCGGUGAGAGGAGCGCUGCAGCCCCGUUUCCCGUUCGAGCACCGAGGCGGAUAUCGCAGCGAGCGAUCGGACGAGAUCCAGUGUCCGUGUGGUCGAUCAGACCUCCGAUUACCGGCCUAGCCAUGGACGAGCAUGCGGGCCCCGGUGUGUUCUUCAACAACAACAACAACUCGGUUCUUCCCGGCGGAGCGAAAGCGCCUCAACCGGGCGACGGCGACGGCGGCGGAGAGACGGCCCGCGCUCAGUACUGUAUCCCGGGGAUUCUACACUUUCUGCAGCACGAGUGGGCCCGGUUCGAGGUGGAACGGACGCAGUGGGAGGUGGAGCGGGCCGAACUGCAGGCUCAGAUCGCGUUCCUGCAGGGUGAGAGGAAAGGCCAGGAGAACCUGAAGAAGGAUCUGGUGAGACGGAUAAAGAUGCUGGAAUACGCUCUCAAACAGGAGCGGGCCAAACACCACAAGCUGAAGUACGGGACGGAGCUCAACCAGGGAGACAUGAAGCCACCCAGCUACGACUCGGAUGACGGCAACGAGAACGAGGCUCUUCCUGAACCGCCCAACAGUCAGCUGAGCUGGAAACAGGGACGACAGCUGCUGAGACAGUACCUGCAGGAGGUGGGCUACACCGACACCAUCCUGGAUGUGAAGUCUCAGCGGGUCAAAGCGCUGCUCGGUCUGACUGGAGACAGCGGAGAGAGACCCGGAGACAAGCGCACUGAGCCCAUGGUGAACGGGACCGAGCCGGCCUCGCUGAAGGACAGCACCACCACCAUGAUCGGUAAAGCGGAGAUGACGGAGUCCACCUCAGUGCUGGAAGCCUUCAAGUUCAUCGAGAAAGCUGCCGCAGAGUUCAGCGAUGAAGACGACGAUGAAGACAGCGAGGGACAGAACAAGACCAUCGUGGACCUCUCCACCAUGGUGAGGAGGAAGGUGUCUCCGUCUCCCUCCUCUUCCUCAGCUGACAUGAGCGAUGACUUGGACACGGAGGAGGUUCUGAAGGGCUUUGACUUCCUGGCCAAUAGUGAGGACAUGGAGGGUCCGUCUGAGGCGCCGUCCUCCGGAGAGCGAGCCGACUGGGAAAAGCAAGAGCAGAGCCCCUCGUCUGAGUCCUGGGACGUGGAUGAGGGUCUGAUCUCUAAACUCAAGGAACAGUACAAGAAGGAGCGCAAGGGCAAGAAAGGGGUGAAGAGUAAGUGGGAUAGGAACCUCUCGUGCGCCGCUCUGGAUGUGGAGCCCAUCUACACCUUCAGGGCUCACAGGGGUCCGGUUCUGUGUGUGGUGAUGAGCUCCAGCGGUGAGCAGUGUUUCAGCGGCGGUUUGGACGCGAGCAUUCAGUGCUGGAACACACCGAGCCCCAACAUCGACCCGUAUGACUCGUACGGUGCGUCCCUGUCCCCUGCAGACGCCAAGCCGUCGGUGCUGCGGGGGGCGCUGUCUGGACACACAGAUGCAGUCUGGGGUUUGGUGUACAGCUCGGCUCAUCAGAGACUGCUGUCGUGCUCCGCAGACGGGACGGUGAGGCUCUGGAGCGCAGCGGAUAUCACGCCCGCCAUCGCCGUCUUCAACCAGGACAAAGAGCUGGGCGUCCCGUCGUCGGUGGAUCUGGUCUGCAGUGAUCCGGCUCACAUGGUCACGGCCUUCACUAACGGCAGGUUGGGCAUCUUCAACAUGGAGACCCGACAGCUGGUGCUGGAGCUCGAGUCGCAAGCCGCCGGAAUACCCGGUACUUCACAGGCACUUUCUGAGAUUUUAGCCACAGGAUUCGAUGCGCCGUGUCAGAUUAAUAAAGUGCUCAGUCACCCGACGCUGCCCAUCACCAUCACAGCACAGGAGGACCGACACAUCCGAUUCUACGACAACAACACAGCUGUAUGGAAAUGUGCUGUAUUUGUGAAUGUUUCUCAGAUCACUAAUAAUAAAGACGCCCUGCGGAAGACGUGGAACCCCAAGUUCACGCUCAGAAACCACUUCGAUUCGAUCCGCGGCCUUGCGUUUGCGUUUCACCCCGUCGAGCCGGUUCUGAUCACCGCGUCUGAAGAUCACACGCUCAAACUGUGGAACCUGCAGAAAACCGCCCCGACCAAGAAGUGCGCCGCUCUGGAUGUGGAGCCCAUCUACACCUUCAGGGCUCACAGGGGUCCGGUUCUGUGUGUGGUGAUGAGCUCCAGCGGUGAGCAGUGUUUCAGCGGCGGUUUGGACGCGAGCAUUCAGUGCUGGAACACACCGAGCCCCAACAUCGACCCGUAUGACUCGUACGAGCCGUCGGUGCUGCGGGGGGCGCUGUCUGGACACACAGAUGCAGUCUGGGGUUUGGUGUACAGCUCGGCUCAUCACAGACUGCUGUCGUGCUCCGCAGACGGGACGGUGAGGCUCUGGAGCGCAGCGGAUAUCACGCCCGCCAUCGCCGUCUUCAACCAGGACAAAGAGCUGGGCGUCCCGUCGUCGGUGGAUCUGGUCUGCAGUGAUCCGGCUCACAUGGUCACGGCCUUCACUAACGGCAGGUUGGGCAUCUUCAACAUGGAGACCCGACAGCUGGUGCUGGAGCUCGAGUCGCAAGCCGCCGGAAAACCUGAUGCGCCGUGUCAGAUUAAUAAAGUGCUCAGUCACCCGACGCUUCCCAUCACCAUCACAGCACAAGAGGACCGACACAUCCGAUUCUUCGACAACAACACAGGCAAGUUGAUUCACUCUAUGGUCGCUCAUCUGGAUGCUGUCACCAGUCUUGCAGUGGAUCCCAAUGGUCUCUAUCUGAUGUCUGGUAGUCAUGACUGCUCGGUGCGUCUGUGGAACAUGGAGAGCAAGACGUGCAUCCAGGAGUUCACGGCUCACAGGAAGAAGUUCGACGAGUCCAUCAACGAUGUGGCGUUCCACCCCACCAAGUGCUACAUAGGCAGCGCGGGAGCCGACGCCCUCGCCAAAGUCUUCGUAUGACCUUCGAUCUCCGACCAAAAACUGCUUCCACAAACUCGUGCGUGGUCAAACUCGAACGGGACGGGAGUGCCGAGACCGAGAUGAUCCGGGCAGGCCUGGGUGCUCGAGGGGAAGUCAACAAACACGGAGGAACGCCAGAGGACGCUCCAAACAUCUCCGUUCAGCCUCACAGGAAGUUGGGUGCUUCCCACACUUCUGUAGUUCUAGUUCUCCUUGAGUUCCUCUUCUCCUCCGCCUCUCGAAAUUUCCCGUCUUGCGUUCGCUUCUUUUUAACGACGUGCCUUUUGCUUCAAAACGCGGAUCCUCUUUGAGGGAAAACGAACCCCGUCGAUGUUUUAAACUCACCAAAUGCAUCAAAUUAUUCGGACGGAAAGUAAAGUUCGGUUAAGUUUCUCACGCAGGGUCAAAAUCCUGUUCGGAUGCAGAUGAAAUGCAUUGAAUUAAAAGACUCAAAUGUAAUGCUUCUCUUGUCUGACGGACGAUCCUGUCAACAAUUAAAUAGAAUUGUACAUAAUAUUACAUAACUCAGAAAACGUACUAAAUUUCUACAUGUUUGUGUCCAAAUAUAAAUCCUCUAAACACUCCAAAGCCGUUCACCAUCAGGACGCACGUCUCGAUUCAGUGCUACGUUUAAUAUCUAAGCUGUUAUUUUACGCAUAAACCUGCAGUUUCUCCUGAGGGUUUGCAGUCGAACUCGCCUGUUCUGUGAAAUCAUCUCAACAUCGUGAUGUUGAGACAAAAUCUCGAUCAUUUGACUAGAUUUAGAGCCGUUUCUGAAUAUUCGUUGAACUUAGUCAAAGUGAUAAUGCGCAAAAGUCUUAUAAUAGUUUGAAUGUGUUGCAGUUUUUGACAAGCUGUACUCGGAAGUCUAUAUUUGUCUGAAAUCUGUUGUAAUGUUUAUUUAUUUUUUGCCUUUUUAAAAAUUUUUUUUUACUUGUUUUGCCUGUAAUGCCAAAUGCAGUAGGAUUUAGCUUCAGGAAGGGACGAGCGGCUACGUUACGUACAUAAACACCUUCAUCUGGUU